AUGCGAGUGAAGGACCUAGCUGAAACAGCACCAUUAUCAUGGGAGAUACAACAGCGCCUUGAGAACCAGCUUCUAAAUAUGGAGCAUCGUACUUAUCUUUGGCUAUAUUUAGCCAUGGAAGACAUUCGAUCUACAUUUGAGAAUAGCCUUUGGCCUGCUGAAGAAUCAAUUCAAAUGAUACCUCCUUCGGUGAAUGAGGCAUACAAAAAGAUUCUUAGCCGGGUACCUUCAAACCAGAAAGGUACCGUGAGAAAAGUCUUACAGAUCAUUGUGGGAGCACGACGGCCUUUAACAACAGCGGAACUGGCAAUGGCGCUUGGUUUGGCUCUCUCCCCACAGUCACAUGCGGCAGCACAUGCUGGAAUAGAUCUAUUACAACUAGAGAAGAAGCUCCGUCGUUUAUGUGGUCUUUUUGUUUUCAUUAAUAACUCCAAGAUCUACCUUAUCCACCAGACAGCGAGGGAAUUCCUUAUCCAACAGGCAAGUUCGAACGAUCUCAGAUUUGCAUACGCAUGCGGCCUAAGCGAUACCGAGAACCUAAUGGCUCUUAUCUGCGUACAAUACCUAUUAAUAAUGGACUUGGAAGAGCGAGAAACGGAGCUGCAUGCGUCCCAGAGCUUUUUGGAAUAUUCAGCAGUGUAUUGGGCCGAUCAUGUACGAAACAUGACUUUCCUUUCAGACCAGGAUAUGACUGAUCGGCUAAAUCGAUUAUAUGAUACAAGUGAAAAGCUAUUUGGGCUAUGGUUUCCAAUCUUUUGGAGGGAAAGAGAGCGAUCAUAUGAUCAUAUUCCUAUACUGACUCCACUACAGCUGGCGGCAUAUAAUGGUCAUGAGCAGCAAGUUAGCGCAUUAAUUGCUACAGACAACUGGGAUGUCAAUACACCAGAUGAUACCGAGAUAUACCCGAUCAUAUGGGCUUCACUGAAUGGGCAUGAUAAAACCGUUCAGAUACUUCUAGAGCAAGGAGCCGAUAUCAACGCUACGAGUGGACCUUACAGAGAUGCCCUUCAGGCUGCUUGUGAUGCUGGACACGACAAGAUCGCACAGAUGCUGCUAGAGCGAGGAGCCGAUGUCAACGCCCAGGGUGGAGAUUACGGAAAUGCUCUUUAG
Penicillium taxi is the source of this 1110-nucleotide messenger RNA. RefSeq names its product ankyrin repeat domain-containing protein. Bases 1 to 1110 code for a protein of 369 amino acids. The record is from RefSeq and is a predicted model, not a curated record. Gene Ontology annotation, molecular function: protein binding. The transcript has a single exon. Lineage: Eukaryota; Fungi; Ascomycota; Eurotiomycetes; Eurotiales; Aspergillaceae. Gene Ontology annotation, cellular component: nucleus; cytoplasm.